Molecule: messenger RNA, 1315 nt
Organism: Myxozyma melibiosi
Lineage: Eukaryota; Fungi; Ascomycota; Lipomycetes; Lipomycetales; Lipomycetaceae
Exons: 1
Coding region: 195-1022 (275 amino acids)
Source: RefSeq, a predicted model, not a curated record
GGGCUUUGAUCUACUCAUCUCGGUGAACUCAUCGUUGAGAUCAUUUUAAACAACAGCAACGUUAAGAAGAGCGCGAGGCAGACGAAUGGGCCCAGUGACGGGGAAAUACCACAGGAUCUGAUUUAUUAGCGCAAUCAAAUUGAUUUGGGCAGUUUUAUAGCGCAAGAUAGAGUUCAAAUCGAGAGGACGAAGGUAUGGCGACGCCAGGGCCUACGACUCCACCGCCGGCUAGGAGAAACACGAGCAUCGAGCAACGAGAUCACCAGCAUGUUCAAGGCGGAAGUUUAAUUAGUGCAGAUCAGCAUGGCGUUGGCCGACAAUCGGUGACUGACCAGCACAAGGUGGACGAUGCGCGCGAUUCCCAGACGCGGGGGCGCGUGAGCUCUCAAGGUCACCCAUCCAACCGUCAUAAACGCGUGCGCUCGUCGUCAUCACUUGACAGCGACGAAUUAGAGCGAUGGCACGAAGCCUUGGUGGAGCAGCAGCAGCAGGAAGAGUUCCCGGAUCCCGAGCUUGACGACGUUAUCGAGCAACUCGAUCGAAACCCAGAACUCGAGCUUGCAAUUAUCUCGCCGUCGAAGAAAAGGGCUGCUGGUGCGCAGGGUGCUGUUGAUUCGCAUGGUUCUUACGACGAAAGGCGGAGGGAAGAAGAAUCGAGCUCGGGCGAUUUGUUUGAGACAUAUUUAGAGGAGGCGAAUCGUGAAAUGGCGCGCUUGGAAAGAGAUGCGGGAGCGACAACAUCAUUAACCUCAACAACAACUACAACUACAUCAACAACAACGUCAACAAACACAAUACAGCCAGCAGCAGCAGCAAGAUCAGCGACAUCAAAACCUUCACUGCAAAAUGAUUCAUCUUUAACCCUUUUGAAACUGAUCGAAGACAGCAGGAUAUACGUUUCAAAAUUAGACGAAGAGCUCGACAAGUUGAUUGCAGACCGGAAGCGCGUAAUGAACGAAAAUGAAGCCAAGAUUAAGGAGUUGAGGCAGCGAUAUCAUGUAAUAUGGGAGGCGCAGAAGUGAUGGGAAGGUAUGGGUGUAUACUACUGAAGAUCUUGCUUAUUCAACGGAUUUCGGGUGUUUGUAUAAUACAAGGUAGAAUGGUGUGUUCUGGGCUUCUUCUAUUUAUCACCACGCGUAUAGUGGCUUAUCCUACCUACAGACUGGCUACGCUCACAGUAUCCUCACUAAAUCGUCGACUUUUUUACUGGAUCAGGGUACAAGUUAUAGAGACAAGUAAUAUGUAUAAUAAGAAAUUUAUCAUUGUAUUCCACCAUUCUCAUAUAGUCCCUCCAUUAUCCUUCAUUAUAAUCUGA